Rhodofomes roseus is the source of this 1058-nucleotide messenger RNA. RefSeq lists its product as uncharacterized. Bases 57 to 1058 code for a protein of 333 amino acids. The record is from RefSeq and is a predicted model, not a curated record. The transcript is spliced from 5 exons. Lineage: Eukaryota; Fungi; Basidiomycota; Agaricomycetes; Polyporales; Fomitopsidaceae.
CGCUACUACUGCCUUCCCACCUUUUUGAACCAUACCUUCGCAUCCAGGCUUGUACCAUGGCCACCGGUCAACACUCUAUUUGUUCAUCGACAUCACCUCGUUUUACCACACCUCAAGACUACGAGUGGGAAGACCUUGGGGAAGGGAUCUUCAUCGCCCGGCAGGUGGCUCCCUCUUCUUUGCCAACGCAGGAUCGUAGGGAGACGAAGCAACGAGAAAACGGAUCUGCAUUGGACUCAUCCAGUGCUCAGCAUACUCCGCUACCGACGGACGCGGAGAGAGAACGGCCAGGACGACAGCGGUGCAAGACGACCCGGCACACCUCUCGCGGGACCAAUGUCGAGCCCGACGCGUGGGACAUCCGCACUCCGGAGACGAUGUCCGUCCCAAAGACCGCUGGCAGACGUAGGCGUAGCGCACAUGGACAUCUGGCUGCAUCACCCGGCGAUGCGCCUCCCGCGAAGCGCACGAGGAGGGGCAGAGAAGGUGCUGUCGAACGCACUCCCGGUACUCGCUCUGGCACGAUCGCGGCUACCACCUUUGUUAGCCAACUCCCAGGGAGUCGUACCAGCGCUCAAAGCGCGCCCCGCACGCUCACAGCGAACGUGAAACGGAGGGUGCGUACCCAACCUGGUGCCGCCCUCACUGGGGUUAGAUCCCAAACGGUGGCCCCGGAGGCCCUAGCUUUGAGCCCCUCACCGUCACGGCUGGAUGCGUCUAACACGGGACGCGUUACUGGCAACAACGAGCGCGCGAUACCCCGUCGCAAACGAUUGAUACCCGGCAGUGCCCCCGAAGUGCACACAUCCAGCCCGGUACCGAACUCGUUGGCUCUUCCGCCUACAAUCACGGUGACCGAAUUCGAGGCACCAAGAUCGCCGCCGAGCAUGGGAGAUGUACUAGAUGGUGCCACGCCACUCCGUCGGCCACCAAUCUUACCGGCCACGGACAGCAGUGUGGCAUCCCUAUUCCCAAACCCGUCAAAGCGAAGUAGCAAGCUCGCUCCUACCGAUAGCUUCAACUCCCUGUUCAGCGAGGCUCCGAGCUCGGUGGACUGA